AUGUCCACCAGCAUCAUAUCGAGUGCGCAUCAGCCGGACAUAUUGACAGCACCAUGCAUCCGACUCGCGUCGAAGCCGCAACUGACCGAGGCAAUCAGUAUAGAGGAUGAUUGGACUGGAACAAAGGAUGCUGCAGCACGCAGACGGGCACAGACUAGACUCAAUACAAGGGCAUACCGCAAACGCAAGGCUUUAGCAAAGCAGAAUGAAUCACAGAGUAUCGUGACAAGGAAACCGAUCAAAUCAGAGGCCCUCGUCCAGUGCUGGGACAUUAACCAACAAUCAAUCUCUAUCGUCCCAGCAUCCCGUGUCAAACGAGCAUAUGAUGCGGAAAGUCCCUUGUUCCCCAAGGUGGAAGCGAGAAGAAGGGGGCAGUUUGACAUAAUAUUUCCGCUGUCAUCAGAUCAUCUCAUCAUACUCCUCCAAUACAACACGCUUCGUGCCAUGGUCGUGAACCGCACUCUCAUCUCAGGCAUCCUCGCCACUCCGCUUGCCUGUGACGAAGAGAGGAUUCACGUGCUACCGUAUCCAACUAAUCCAGAAGGCAUCCCCGCGACACUCUUGCCGACAACUCUGCAACAGACUGUGCCUCACGGCGAUUGGAUCGAUACGUUUCCCUCUCCCGUGGGGCGCGACCGCUUGAUCCGGGCCGCCGGCACCUUUGACGAAGACGAACUGUGGGCCGACUCGGUCGGUGGGCUAUUUGAUGGGUUCCCCGACGACGACGUUGAGCGGCGCGGCAUCAUUGCGUGGUCGCCUCCUUGGGAUAUGUCGGGCUGGGAGGUGUCCGAGGGGGCACUGCGGAAGUGGAGGUGGUUAUUCGACGGCUUGCCAGGGGCGCUCGAGGCGACGAAUCGAUGGCGCAAGGAGAGACGCGAAGAGCCGUUUGUGUACGAGGACUAA
This is a messenger RNA of Pestalotiopsis fici W106-1, 903 nucleotides long. RefSeq lists its product as uncharacterized. The transcript is spliced from 3 exons. The record is from RefSeq and is a predicted model, not a curated record. NCBI's taxonomy places the organism in Eukaryota, Fungi, Ascomycota, Sordariomycetes, Amphisphaeriales, Sporocadaceae. The coding region runs from base 1 to 903 and encodes 300 amino acids.